Struthio camelus australis is the source of this 3913-nucleotide messenger RNA. The record is from RefSeq and is a predicted model, not a curated record. Lineage: Eukaryota; Metazoa; Chordata; Aves; Struthioniformes; Struthionidae.
CCUGCUCUCCCACAGCUGGCCGAUGCCCCCGGUGAGGCGUGGAGAGUGGGUUGACCACCUCUUGAGUAAGGGUCUCCUGUUACGUGGCGGGCCUUCAACCACCAGGCUGUCCUUCCUGACUCUUCACUGCUGUCACGCUUGCCUCUUUUUUUCUCCCCCCACAUCUCAGGUUAACAACAACGGGAUCAUCUCUUUCCUGAAAGAGGUUUCCCAGUUCACGCCGGUGGCGUUCCCAAUCUCCAAGGACCGGCGCGUGGUAGCAGCCUUCUGGGCAGAUGUGGAUAAUCGGCGGGCAGGCGAUGUGUAUUACCGGGAGAGCAAAGACCAGGCCAUCUUGGAGCGAGCGACCAAAGACAUUGCACAGUAUUUCCCCGAGUUCCCCGAGUUCGUCGCGCAGUGGGUGUUCAUUGCUACCUGGUACCGAGUGACCUUCUUCGGGGGAAGUUCGUUCUCUCCAGUGAACACUUUCCAGAUAGUCCUCAUCACUGAUGGCAAGCUCUCCUUCACCAUCUUCAACUAUGAGUCCAUCACCUGGACCACUGGUAUGCACGCCAGCAGUGGGGGGGACUUUGCUGGGCUUGGCGGCAUCGCAGCUCAGGCAGGUUUUAACGCUGGUGAUGGAAAGCGCUACUUCAACAUCCCCGGAUCCCGCACUGACGACAUCGCUGACGUGGAGAUGACGACAAAUGUGGGUAUCCCCGGGCGCUGGGUGUUCAGAAUCGAUGAUGCCCAGGUGCAAGUGGGGGGCUGCAGCAAUACAACCUCCGUGUGCCUGACGCUGCGGCCCUGCCUGAACGGGGGAAAGUGUAUUGAGGACUGCAUCACGGGGAAUCCCUCCUACACCUGCUCUUGCCUAGCAGGCUUUACGGGAAAGAGGUGUCAUAUAGAUGUGGACGAGUGCCUCUCCCACCCAUGUCAAAAUGGAGCCACCUGCGUCAACAAUGUCAACAGCUUCAGCUGCUCGUGCCCUCCGGGCUUCAAAGGUGCCAGCUGCGAGAUUGAAGAGUCGCCGUGCGAAACCAAGGUGUGCCAGAACGGUGGGAAGUGCCAGCUGGCAAAUGGGACGGCGGUGUGCUUGUGUCAGCUGGGAUACACGGGAGAAGACUGUGAGACAGAGGUGAACGAGUGUGAAUCCAGCCCGUGCCUGAAUGGAGGGCACUGUGUCGACCUGGUCGAUAACUACACAUGCGUGUGCCUGGAGCCCUUCGUGGGACAGCGCUGUGAAAUAGAUCCUUCCUCCUGCGAGGACCGGAGCUGCAGGAACCGGCAGACGUGCAACUACAUCCGUCCGGGACGCUACAUCUGCACGUGUUCCCCUGGUUAUUACGGCAACAACUGCCAAUAUGGUGGGCCCCGGGUGCCCAGUGCCUGCCUCUCCAACCCGUGCCAGAACGAGGGCAGCUGCCUGGAAAUGGAGCAAGGCUACGUCUGUGAAUGCCGGGAGGGCUACACUGGGCAGGACUGUCGUGACAAGCUGUCUGAGGGCUGUGAGUGCCGUAACGGGGGCAGCUGUCUGGAGGGCAAUGUCACCAUCUGCCAGUGCCCACCAGGGUAUUUUGGUCUCCUCUGCGAAUUCGAAGUGACCGCCACACCGUGCAAUGUGAACACGCAGUGUCCAGAUGGCGGGUACUGCAUGGAGUACGGCGGGAGCUACCUGUGCGUGUGCCACACUGACUACGGCACCAACCACACGAUGCCCUCCCCCUGCGACUCGGAGCCCUGCCUGAAUGGGGGGUCCUGCGAGGUUCAUGACGACUCAUACACCUGCGAGUGUCCUCGAGGCUUCCUCGGCAAGCACUGUGAGAAAGCCAAGCCGCGGCUCUGCAGCACUGCGCCUUGUCGCAACGGGGGCACCUGCAAGGAGGCCGAUGGCGAAUACCACUGCGCCUGCCCCUACCGUUUCACCGGCAAGCACUGCGAGAUAGGCAAACCAGACCCCUGUGCCUCAGGGCCCUGUCAGAACGGAGGCACCUGCUUCCACUACAUCGGCAAGUACAAGUGCGACUGUCCCCCGGGGUACUCUGGACGACACUGCGAGAUCGUGCCUUCUCCAUGCUUCCUGAGCCCCUGUGAAAAUGGCGCUACCUGCAAGGACCUUGGUGGGGACUACGCUUGCACGUGCCCCGUGGGCUACGUGGGGAAGCACUGCCAGUCUGAGAUCGAUUGCGGUGUCCCCAACAAGGUGAAGCACGCCCAGGCCUCCUUCAACUCCACCAAGGUGGGCUCGCUGGCCGAAUACCAGUGUGAGCUGGGCUACACCCUCAGCCAGCACAACAACCCCCGCGUCUGCCGCUUGCAGGGCGUUUGGAGCGACCCGCCGGAGUGUGACGAGAUUGAUGAGUGCAGGUCCCAGCCCUGUCUGAACGGCGGCCUGUGCAAGGACCGCGUUGCCGAGUUCCUGUGUGUGUGUGAGCCGGGAUACACGGGCCACCACUGUGAGUUGGAAAUCAAUGAAUGCCAGUCGGACCCCUGCAAGAACGGCGGGACCUGCAAGGACCUCCCAGGGUCCUUCACUUGCUACUGUCCCGAGGGCUUCGUGGGGAUCCAGUGUGAAACAGCCAGCGCCCCUUGCUUCUCCAGCCCAUGUGGGAGCAGAGGCUACUGCCUGGCCAGCAAUGGGACCCAUAGCUGCACCUGCAAAGUGAGCUACACAGGCAAGAGCUGCGAAAAAGAAUUGCUGCCACCAACCUCAUUAAAGGUGGAAAGGGUGGAGGACACUGGUGUGUUGAUUUCUUGGCACCCGCCUGAGGACGCAGUCGCCAGGCAACUGAUUGACGGCUACGCCGUGACGUACGUAUCCUUCGACGGCUCUUACCGCAGGACAGAUUUUGUGGACCGAAGUCGUUCUGCCCACCAAUUGCGGGCACUAGCCUCCGGCAGAGCCUACAAUAUUUCUGUCUUUUCAGUCAAACGCAACGUGAACAACAAGAAUGAUAUCAGCAGGCCGGUCAUGCUCACCACGCGCACUAGACCGCGUCCGGUGGAAGGCUUUGAGAUCACGAACGUGACGGCCAGCACCAUCACGGUGCAAUGGGCUCUCCACCGGCUCAAGCACUCCACUGUUAGUAGGGUGCGUGUCUCCAUCCGCCAGCCUGGUGACCUGGAAGACCGCACCGUGGAGCUGAACAGCAGCGUGGCCAAGUACACCUUCCUGGACCUGCAGCCAGGAGAGAGGUACAUAGUCCACGUCACGACGCUGAGCGGCCUGGGGACCGAAGAUCACCCCUCGGAGAGCCUGGCCACAGCCCCCUUCCACGUGUGGACAAGACCUCUUCCGCCAAGAAACCUCACCGCCUCCCGCGUCAGUGCCACCUCCGUCUACAUGACGUGGGAGCAGCCGCCUGCCGGCGCCGUGGAGGGGUACAUCAUCAACGUCACCACCGCUCAGAGCGUCAAGAGCCGCUACGUGCCCAACGGGAAGCUAGUGUCCUACACCGUGCGGGACCUGCUCCCCGCGCAGAGGUACCGCCUGUCCGUGACGGCCGUGCAGAACACGGAGCAAGGCCAGGUGCACAGUGAACCCAUCCACCUCUACGUCACCACCCUGCAGAGGGAUGGGACCGCGGAAAGACGAUGGAGCCAAGGUGGGCACCCCCGGGUCCUGCGCAACAGGCUGCCCCCAGCCUUCCUGCCUGAACUCCGCUUACUAGCAGAUCACGACACGGCUGAGGAGCCCUCGCCAGCCCCCAGGUUCACCGAGCUGGUGGACGGCAGAGGGAGGAUCAGCGCCAAGUUCGGCACUUCGCUGAGCAAAUCCAUCACUGUGAAGACACAGCCCGAGGCUCCCGUGAAGCUGGAGAACAUCGAGGAGUCCAACCAGGGCAGCCAAGCGCUGCAGCUGCUCGAGGCAAAGAGCAAGAAGGGGCGCCAGCCCCCCGCGUGGAGCAGAGCACGAGACUGCCCCGGGCGCUGA